AUGGCCGAUUUGGGCAGCGCGAGCUCCGGCUCUAGACGCGGAGGCGUUUGUCUCGCCGAGCACUCUCCACAGUUCGCCGCGACUCGUGAGCCAUUGCGGACGACUCCCAGUUCGUCUGAAAGCACCGUCCGCGACGCAAAAUCACCUUCUGACGUCUUCGCGGCUGAUCUUUCUGACCAAACUUCACAGCUUCACCUCGGUGACUACCAGCUACCUCAGCCGCCGAAAUUCCAGUCGGCAAACUUCACGUUCGCUAGGAACCAGGAGCAGGGAAGUUUCCAGAACGCAGGUUCUGCUCAAAAUCCCUCCCACUUCUCCACGCGAAGAGCUUCUAUUCCUUCUGAGAAAACAGCCUUUGCAACUCCCACUGGUCGUUCUGCCGUCCAGCCAAACACAGCAGGUCAUCGAUCUGGCCCGUUGCCGUCUGCUAAAUCUAGCCGUCAGUUCGGAACUGCUACUCCCAGCAUCAAGACUCCUGGUCAUCACACUCCGGGUUCCCUCAACAACGAUAUUCGACGAAUCCAACCGGAUCUUGCCCCCGUUUUGGAGGACAAAAAGAAGCUCAUGCCAAAUCUUGAGCUCACAAAGACAAAGAAGAAUAUCGCAGAGAUGGCUGCUCACUGCCAGAUUGACGGCCCGUUGGCUGGCCCUCUCAGGGAGAGUCGCCGCUCCGAGCUAGCCAGAAACCACCCUGCUUGGAUCCCCGCCCGGCAGGUUCAAGCCGGGAUUAUGACCACCCAGCAGGCGAUCCGCCGCACUCCGGGCAUUCCCAGCAACAUUGCCAACGACCUUUGCGACGGCCUCCAGACGUACGCGCAAAAGGUCAAUGACAUUCUUCGUCAGGCAGUCAACGAGGUCGCGGACAUUAAAAUCGAUCUCGAGUACAAUGACAAGAUUCUUUGCUCCAACAAGUUGGAGUCCAGCAUCAUUUACGAAGAGCGUAAGCAGCUCAAGCGUGAUGUUGCUGAGAUUCACCGAAAGCACGAGGACUUGGAGGACCGUCUUGCGCGCUACCAUGUUGAGCAAGAGAACCACAAGAAUAAGGUUCUCGAGUUCCUGGCCCGACUCGAUCCUCGCAAUGAUGAAGAGGAUGAGGACAGGGAGCAGAUUGUUGCUGAGCUACUUCAGACUCUCAAGGACUUUAUGAACCGCCCUAGCUCCCGAUGGAUGCAUGGGGAGCGUGAGACCUCUUCCAAGGCUAUUACCACCCUGAGCACUGCUAGCAUCGCCGCGCUCGAGAAGGAGAACCAGCCCCAGUCUGCUAAGCGAUUCCAGCAGCCUCAGGAGGCCCGUCGUCCUCAUGAUUCUGAAUCCUAUGAAAUUGUUCCCUCCAUGGACAAUGCCCUGCAGCCGUUCAACUACCAACAGAACAUGGAGCAGCCUCAACGCUCUGCACCGGCCUAUGCACCUACUCAGAACGGACCUCCCAUGUCUUACCCGGGCAUGUUUGGUAGUGGCCGUCGCCCUGGCGACAACCGCACCAUGUCUUCUGCUGGCUGGACACGCGCAUCAAGCGUCGCCCGUACUCAGCAUAACGCACCUCCUUCUGGUUCUUACUCGCGGACGCGAGAUGUUCAGAAUGGCUUUGGCGGCGGAUAUCAGCAAUCCAACGGCUUUGCGGGACCCAAUAACUAUAGAGGCCAGAUUGACAUGCCAUCGCGCCCUGGCACUGCCAUGGGCCACCGCGGCUCGUUCCGUCCUAAUGCUCCCGAGUUCCACCCGAGCAUGUUUGCCAACGCGGACAAUAGCAGCUUCCACAAUGAUGCCUCUUACAACAUGAAUUAUGGUCCAGGAUCCAAUACUGGUUCUCGCCAUGACUUCAACGGAGGCAGCGCUCUCUACCGCAGCCCGACUCCUCGUUCUGCGAGCCAUUUUGGCAACUUCGAAGGACCCAGCAGUGGCUUUACUCGCCCAUCGCCUUUAGUUCCUUCGGGUCACCAAGGCUCCCAAGGCCCUCAGGGCAUGGGCUCGAAUCACAUGGGCUACAGUAACGACUAUUCGAUGAUCCCGCAGCGCAUUCGCAACCACGCUCCCAAUUCAUCCGGUAACAGCCACCACACGGCUAACUUCUCUCAGCAAGGAGCUUUUAGUCCUGGCCCCUUUGGCCAGGGCGGCAAUGGCCCCAGUCAUGCAGUCACCAGCCCCUUUGCUCCCGGCAAUGGCUUCGGCGAGGAUGAAGGCGGCGAUAAUGAGCGCUAUGCUCGUGCUCUCGAGAGUGUUGUCAUCCUUCGUUACAUGAUGAAGCUCUACGCUCCCUUCAGCGAGCAGCAGGCGUGGUCUUACAUCCGCCAGCAUAUGCAUGACCCCAUGAGCCGCGCUUGCCUCAUCUCUCGCACCAUGAUCGAUCUCCUGGUCAAUCGGAUCUUCACUUUCGAGGCUUGGGAAGGUUUCUCGGUUGAUGCUGAUCGCCAGCUGCGUGAGAUCCGCCACGAGAUGAACAAUCUCCCUGCGGGUCAAGGUGGUGCUCUCCAGGUCUGUAUCGACCGACUCGCGGCCAUUGUUAACUCUUGCAUCAAUCACGAGCGUUACGACGCCUACCGCAACCACCGCAUUGAGUACUUUCAGGCUGAGCUCCGCGAGAUGCUCUCACCUCUCUUGCUACCCGAGUCUGAGGGCGGUCCCGACCUCGAGAGGGCCGAUGAGGCUCUCCGCCAGAUGUGCGAAAAGGCAUGGUCUAUCUCGGCUAAGAUGUUCACCUCGCGCUGGACUUUCGAGUUCCGUUUCCCCGAUACUGGAGUGCGGUUCAACACCGGAACCAUGGUUGGCAUUGCGCCCAAUAUUGGACCGCAGCUCUUGCAGGCUGAGCACUGGCGCGUGCAGCUGGUGGUUACCCCAGUAAUCACCGUCCGCAACGAUACGGGCGCUUCCAUCUCGGUGGCCUCCAUCACCAGCGCUCACGUCAUCUGCAUGAAAUAG
This is a messenger RNA of Colletotrichum orchidophilum, 2916 nucleotides long. RefSeq lists its product as uncharacterized. Bases 1 to 2916 code for a protein of 971 amino acids. The record is from RefSeq and is a predicted model, not a curated record. Lineage: Eukaryota; Fungi; Ascomycota; Sordariomycetes; Glomerellales; Glomerellaceae. The transcript has 5 exons.